Molecule: messenger RNA, 2768 nt
Organism: Physcomitrium patens
Lineage: Eukaryota; Viridiplantae; Streptophyta; Bryopsida; Funariales; Funariaceae
Product: BTB/POZ domain-containing protein POB1
Biological process (GO): response to red light
Cellular component (GO): nucleus
Molecular function (GO): protein binding
Source: RefSeq, a predicted model, not a curated record
AUCUCACCAGUGCGAGAGAGCGAGAGAGAGCGGGCAAUGGAUUGCGUUACCUUUCCUCGCCUCUUCAUCGCCCUCUUCUCUGUUGUGAUUCUUCUCUGUCGCAGAAGUGGAAAUUUCCAGGCGUGAUUUUAUGGCUUUCUUUUGGUAUGAUUCUUCCGAUGCACCUCUCUGUUGUUGCGAGUAAGGCCAUUGUCGCAUUUGAGCCGGAGAAGCCAUUGUGGCUCCACAGGUGGAGUUGAUUUUCAUUCCAGCAGUUGCUUCCCCAUCGUGAAGUUGUUGGAGAUUUCUAGCAUUUGAAGUCAUGCCGACAGAAGGAUAUUAUCGGUGAGGAAUAGCUCGGUUAGGUGCCUUGUGUGCAGCUCCCAAAUUGGAUGCAGGGUGGGGCGAAGAAGCUCUGGAUUGGAGAGGCGUGUAGACAAAUUCAUCAUUGUCGGAAAUUCAUCUGUAGAGGAUGUAAGACCCGUCUCAAAACAAAGACUGAUAUAGGGGGGUAUUGCGUACAUGGAUCAUGAAGGUUGCAGUAGUGGGGGCAUGUCAGCCCCAACGACAUACACUUUUGCAUUCAAUGACAGUAAUUUUUCGGAUCGGGUGCUUCGGAUCGAGGUGGUGGCCGUGUCGGAGAAGAACGAUGCAGGUAGUGCAAGUUCUAGACAGAAGAAACGGCGACGUGCUCAUCGCCAUUCUGAAGCAGUCGUGGAGGGCGUGUCAAAGUUAUUAGGUGGUCCUGUGGAAGCUCAACUAGGAGAGGGACAAGAAGAGCAGGUCAUGUAUGUCGGUGAAGAUGUGGCACCUCAAGAAGCCGACGAAGAAGCCGUGGCCAUGAUAGAAGAGCCACAUGGAGUCAAUAGCAUGUUUUCAGCACUUGGAGAUUCUGCAGGGGACGACGGUGGGGCAUCUUCAGGAACUUGGAACAUGGAUACAUCUGUUGUUCUUAGGAGCAAAACAAUACACAUCAGCUCUGCCAUUUUGGCUGCCAAAAGCCCUUACUUCUACAAGCUCUUUUCUAAUGGGAUGCGAGAGUCAGAGCAACGUGACGUUACUCUUCGGAUUACCCAAGCAGAAGAAUCACCGUUGAUGGACCUACUUCAGUUUAUGUACAGUGGAAGGGUUCAGGCAAACACUCCAGCCACUGUGCUAGAUGUUCUUAUGGCGGCUGAUAAAUAUGAAGUAGCAACCUGUAUGCGGUACUGUAGCCGAUUGCUCAAGAACAUGCCAAUGACAUCAGAGUCUGCUUUACUCUACCUUGAGCUUCCGUCAAGUAUUAUUCUUGCUGAGGCUGUACAACCUCUGACAGACGCAGCUCGUACUUAUUUGGCUAAUUGCUACAGAGACAUUACGCGAUUCAUUGACGAUGUUAUGGGAUUACCUCUUGCUGGAGUUGAAGCAGUGCUUGCAAGCGAUGAUCUUCAAGUUGCCAGUGAGGACUCAGUUUAUGAUUUCGCUGUACACUGGGCACGCCACCAUUACCCCAAACUAGAGGAACGUCGAGAAGUGUUAGGCUCACGACUAGUGUGGCUGAUUAGGUUUCCUAUGAUGUCAAGCCGGAAACUUCGGAAGGUGUUGACUUGCACAGAUUUUGAACAUGAAUUGGCAUCGAAGUUGGUCCUCGAGGCACUCUUUUUUAAAGCUGAGCCUUCACAUCGACAACGUCAGUUGGCCAUGGAGGAGACUAUGCACAAACGCUAUUGUGAACGGGCAUACAAGUAUAGACCAGUAAAAGUAGUCGAUUUUGACACAUCGUCUCAGUGCUUAGUGUAUUUAGACUUGAAGCUUGAUGAAUGCCGUGCCCUGUAUCCUCAAGGGCGUGUCUAUACCCAGGCUUUCCAUUUGGGUGGCCAGGGCUUUUUCUUGUCUGCUCAUUGCAACCUAGAUCAGCAGGGCCAGUACAAAUGCUUUGGACUCUUCCUUGGGAUGCAGGAAAAAGGGUCUGUGAGCUUUGCCGUUGACUACGAGUUUGCAGCAAGAAUGAAGCCUACCUGGGAGUUCACGCCCAAGUCGAAAGGUAGUUACGUAUUUACGGGUGGCAAGGCAGUAGGAUAUCGAAACCUAUUUGGAAUGCAGUGGCAGGACUUCAUUGCUGAGGGUUCGCCUUACUUCCGUAACAAUAUUGUUCAUCUGCGGGCAGAGCUUACCAUCAAGAAGUCGCCAAGCGGAUGAUUUUCGAAUGCCACGCAUAUGUAUAAAAUAAACAACUCAACCAGGUCAAGAGCUUAGAUGCUUUUCUUAUUCUGAUGACCCGAAAGAAAUCACGAUGGACAUCAACGCCCCAUUUUCACUCUACUGAACCCUCGAUGUUAUGAGACACAUUUUGCUAGCUUUGCUGAAGGAUGGGAUCAAUUGUUCUUUUGGGGCCGUACUAAGAAUUUGCACGAAUGAUCAAGUGGUUGUUCUGUCAAUGAUUCUUUCGUACUUAAAAAGUGAUCCUUGGAGGUUUCGUUAUUGUUUGAUACAUUGGUGCCCCAACUUUCGCUAUUUUCCGGUAUACAUGCUUCGGUGAAGACCUCAUCCUGGGAGCUUCUUGUUACAUGGAAUCUCUGGCUUCACCGUAACACCUACACCUAUGCCAAAUUUGUUUUGUCGUUGUCAGGAUCUAAAGAUCCUGUACAUAAGGAAAUUUUAGUUUAAUAUUUUUGAAGAUCAACAAAAAAAAUCGUGCAUUUAUAGUUCAAAGAAUAUGUUGAAUAUUUCGCAUAAAAGUUAUAUGUAAUUCGCUCAAAGCUAUUUUUGUAUCUUCUUGUGAAAUCAAUUUCAAUCCGAUUAGUAGAAUU